This is a messenger RNA of Passer domesticus (house sparrow), 1956 nucleotides long. RefSeq names its product DIRAS family GTPase 1 (gene DIRAS1). Gene Ontology annotation, cellular component: plasma membrane. Gene Ontology annotation, molecular function: GTP binding; GTPase activity; GDP binding. The transcript has 2 exons. The coding region runs from base 179 to 775 and encodes 198 amino acids. NCBI's taxonomy places the organism in Eukaryota, Metazoa, Chordata, Aves, Passeriformes, Passeridae. Gene Ontology annotation, biological process: signal transduction. The record is from RefSeq and is a predicted model, not a curated record.
AGCCGCGCCGGCCCCGCCGCACCGGCCGCAGCCCCGCCGAGCCCCGCCGCACCGAGCCGCGCCGGGCGGAGCGGAGCCGCCGCGCCGGGGCCGCCCCGGGCCGGGCCAUGCGCUGAGGCCGCCGCGCCGCCCGCAGCCAAGGGCGGAUCCCGGGCAGGACACGCGAGCGCGGGGCAAGAUGCCGGAGCAGAGCAACGAUUACCGCGUGGUGGUGUUCGGAGCCGGCGGCGUGGGCAAGAGCUCGCUGGUGCUGCGCUUCGUCAAGGGGACCUUCCGCGACACCUACAUCCCCACCAUCGAGGACACCUACCGGCAGGUGAUCAGCUGCGACAAGAGCGUGUGCACCCUGCAGAUCACCGACACCACCGGCAGCCACCAGUUCCCGGCCAUGCAGCGCCUGUCCAUCUCCAAGGGCCAUGCCUUCAUCCUGGUCUUCUCGGUCACCAGCAAGCAGUCGCUGGAGGAGCUGAAGCCCAUCUACCAGCAGAUCGUGCAGAUCAAGGGCAGCGUGGAGAGCAUCCCCAUCAUGCUGGUGGGCAACAAGUGCGACGAGACGCAGCGCGAGGUGGAGAGCAGGGAGGGGGAGGCCAUGGCCAAGGAGUGGAAGUGCGCCUUCAUGGAGACCUCGGCCAAGAUGAACUACAACGUCAAGGAGCUCUUCCAGGAGCUGCUGAACCUGGAGAAGAGGAGGAACGUCAGCCUCACCAUCGACGGGAAGCGCUCCAGCAAGCAGAAGAGGACAGACAAAAUCAAGGGGAAGUGCAGCAUCAUGUAGAGCCCCGGACUGGCCCGCGCCCCCCCUCCGGAUACCCCCACCCCCCUCCUCCCCCCCGCGGCUGGACGUGGCAGUGGCACCGCAGCGGGACCGUCCCCUCGUCCUCCGCGUGCCAUCACUGUGACUGUGCGGGGACGCCAGCGCUCGGCCCGGGGCCGGGGGUGAAGACGGGGCCGAGGUGAGGGACACGCGGCCACCCCCGGGCACGGCAGGACCGGGGACUCGCCGCCGGGACAGCCGGACCACACCCCCGCACUCAGCACAACCGGUGCCACCGGGCCCGGCCCCCGUCGGUCCUCGCGGGAGGGAAGGACGGUGCCGCAUGGGGAUGGCGGUGUCGCCCUCUGGGGACAGUCGCGCCCCCGUCCCCACGCCAUAGUGCUCUGCUCCUGCGGGCAGAGCCCCGGGGCGGGGGCAGCCCCUGCGCGGUGCCCGUGUCCCCCUGCCCGCUGUCCCCAGCCCCCCUGCCCAUCCUGGUGCCAUGACCCCCCCCCCCCCAAACCCCCAGCCCUGUCCCGGUGCCACGGCCCCCCCGGCCCCUCUGCCACCGCAGCCCCCCGAGCCCCCAGCCCGGCACCGUGGUCCCCUCGCCCCCCAGGCCCAUCGUGGUGCCAUGUCCCCCCCCAGCCCCGCGCCGGUGCCGCAGCCGGAGCCGCCAGCCCAAGCACAAAGCAUCGGGUCCGCGGGAGGCCCUGACCCAGCACAAUCCUGGCGAGCUCCGGCGGGAGACCCCCGCCCCCCCCCGCUGCCCCCUCCCCAGCGAUGCCGCGGGCCGGGCGCUGCCGCCGCGCCCCGCCGGUGCCACCCCGUGCUCGGAGUGCCCCCGCGGGGUGGCCUGGCCCCGCACCCCCGGGACCCCCGACGCCCUCCAGCUCCGGCGCAGCCCCCGCUUGUCCCCCCCCCGGCCGGAGCGGGGUCCCCGCGCUGUCACCAGCCCCUCGUCCCCUCGCGGUUUGUCCCCUCGCUCCGGCCCCGCUCCUUCCCCCGCCGCCGCCGGGGUGUCCCCGAGGGCUGUCCCCGAGGGGUGUCCCCGAGGGGGUGUCCCCGGGCAGGCCCCCCGAGCCCCCCGCACCCCCCCGGCUUUUUACACGAGGAUCCGAGCGCCCAGGGGACGAGGUGACGAUGUAGCCUUUAUUCUAGAAAUAGUCUUCCUUCAAUAAAGAGACGAGAAACGCUCCCGC